AUGGCGUUCAAUUACGAUGAACAGCGGCAUGAUACUAUGCCUGGAUCUAUCGAAUUAACGUAUGAUGAACAAUCACAAUCAAACGUCCGGUCAAAUGCAGCAGGAUCCUAUUCUCGUAGAGAAGACAGGGAUUCACAACAAAUGUCCCAUGAAGAACGGGCAUCAUCAGCUGCGCCCCAGCGGGCUACCGUCAAUGAUGCUUCCGGCAAUCACGAAAAUGCAUCGAAUCAGGAUCUUACGCAAACCUCUCUACUUCCUGGCUCAAUCGAAUACUAUUCCUCCCGUGGAAAAGGCUAUCAGGCAACAAUUCAGCAUGGAUAUGGCGCUCCAGAUCAAGGCUUGAACAAAGCAGACUCCGUUAUCCCGGGAGAUACGCCGAAAUUGGGAACAACGCUUGAUCAAAGUGCUCUUCAAAGGGAUAGUGCUGCCGAUACGCCCUAUACGCCAGCAGAGGAUCGAAAAAGCGCUUCUGAAGAAUUUACCGAAUUGUAUCAACCCGCUUUGCUGACACGGAUUUUACCGCAAUCUGCAUCCGGGCUGGACCCUUCAAAGGAUCAAAGCAGCCCCAUGCCGAAUGGUCAAGGCAACCAGUCCGCUUCGGAGCGAACACCCGGAGCUAUGCCGCCCACUGCCAUGCCUCCAGAUGGCCAUUCCUCGAUACAAGCGACUGAUGCUACCGAAAGAAAGCCAAGCCCAAGAGUUGCGCUCGAUGAACUUGCAAAAGAUAAUGAAACCACUGGCAAGCAACGAAAAGGUCGUAAAUCAAGCGUUAUGGCCGCAGCAGGAUCCGUCCUCACCGGUUUUGGGCUUGCUGGCAAAAAGAAGCAAGAUCAACGUCAAUCCUCGCAAGAUACGGCACAAUCAACUGCUGCAACGGGGCCUUUGGCAACAGGAGCCUCAAACGAGCAAAGUCCACAACAACCGGUGUCUCGGGUAGACGACAACGAUAAGCAACAGCAACAGUUGGCAUCGUCACAAUCUCCAAAAGACGUGGAAACGUCCGAAAAAUUAGGAAGCUCAAAAACCCAGAGUCCACAGCAACCAGUGUCGCAGGCAGAUUAUAAUCAGCAGCAACAGUCGACACAACCAUCUUCAACAGAAGCGGGACCUUCCCGGGAACCACGAGACACAUUCGGGCAGAACAAUCGUGAAUCAUCCUCAUCUUCCAUUAAUCAGUCGCCGACAAACCGUCCAAAUCUUUCAAUGCAGCAACCCACAAACACACAAGAUGGGACGCACACGAAAACAGCGGAGACGCCAAGAACUCAACGACCGUCAGUGAGGUCUGGCAGUAUGACAGCCAAUGUAGGAAUAUUGGCUGCUGCAGGUGGAACUGUAAGCGCGACUACGACUAGUGCGAUACGAAGCUAUUCUCAAGAGGCACCGCAAGCGGACGAAAACGUUGAUUCCACCGGCAAAAGACGCAAAAGUGUCGUUGGUAGCCUCAAUUCAGUGUUUAGACGUUCAUCCAAAGACCAAACGGCUAAGCAAGAGGCUAACAAGACGGAUCAGUCGCAAGGCGCUGAUAAUCAAGAUCCUCAAAAGUCUCAACGUCCUGUGUCUUACGCUGGUCCCCAGACUGCCCAGCAACCACAGCGGUCGCAAGCCGCUGAUAAGCAAGGUUCUCAAAAGUCUCAACGUCCCGUGUCUUACGCUGCUCCCCAGACUGCUCAGCAACAACAGCGGUCUCAGCCAACAUCUGGUCAACAAAGGCCGUUAAGCGGUCCAAUUUUUGCUAAUACCACAUAUGAAACUCAUGCCCCAGUGCAACCGGAAAACCAGACAACGCAACCCGUAGGCGCACAUCCGACGCGGUAUUCUGUAGGCGAUGCGGCUGCUGGUACAGCGUUUGGUCCAAAUCGAGCUACCACGGAAAAUCAACGUGCCUUCAGCGAGGCCGAUAUUUACGCACGACAAAAAGCAAACAAGAACCGACUUGACAUGAACGUCGUUGAGAAGGAUCCUACAUACUACAAUACGCUUGUCAAUGAACUCUAUCCUCUUGCAGCUAUGCCUCCUGUAGAUCCUCUGGCAUAUAUCAGCGAAUGUGACAAUUCCGCUAAUGCCGAACGACAGCCACGCGAUCCUGCCAUCGCACAAUAUUUCUCAGCCAUUAUCAAGGAGCGCCAAGGCAUGUUCAAGGAACAUGUGGCCAAGUUGUUCAACAAGCCAGAAAUGGUGCAGCAAGGUCUGUCGCGGAAAAUGGAAGGACGCCGUCAAAUGGAAGAUUAUCAAACCGCCCGACGUGCUUCAAAGAUGGGACAAUAA
Messenger RNA from Radiomyces spectabilis, 2268 nucleotides. RefSeq lists its product as uncharacterized. The coding region runs from base 1 to 2268 and encodes 755 amino acids. The transcript is spliced from 4 exons. Lineage: Eukaryota; Fungi; Mucoromycota; Mucoromycetes; Mucorales; Radiomycetaceae. The record is from RefSeq and is a predicted model, not a curated record.